AUGGCGCAGCCCAAGAGCUGGCUGAAAGUCUUGAUGAAGUUCCUGGAGCUCUUACCCAAGGACUCAGACUACUCCAACAUGCUGCUAAAGAAACUAGCUCCUCCGCUUGUAACGCUGCUGUCAGGAGAACCUGAAGUUCAGUAUGUUGCUCUGAGGAAUAUCAACUUAAUUGUGCAGAAAAGGCUUGGGUUGAUUCAUGUGUUCUCCAGGCCUGAGAUCUUGAAGCAAGAAAUCAAGGUGUUCUUUGUGAAGUACAAUGACCCCAUUUAUGUCAAACUGGAAAAGCUGGACAUCAUGAUCCGCCUGGCCUCUCAAGCAAACAUCGCCCAGGUUCUGGCAGAACUCAAGGAAUAUGCUCCUGAGGUGGAUGUUGACUUUGUCCGUAAGGCUGUGCGAGCAAUUGGACGAUGUGCCAUCAAGGUUGAGCAAUCUGCAGAACGCUGUGUGAGUACCCUGCUGGACCUCAUCCAGACCAAGGUCAACUACGUUGUCCAGGAGGCUAUUGUUGUCAUAAGGGACAUCUUCCGCAAGUAUCCCAACAAGUAUGAGAGCAUCAUUGCCACAUUGUGUGAGAAUCUAGAUUGCCUGGAUGAGCCGGAUGCCAGAGCAGCCAUGAUCUGGAUAGUGGGUGAAUAUGCAGAAAGAAUAGACAAUGCAGAUGAGCUGCUGGAGAGCUUUUUGGAAGGAUUCCAUGAUGAAAGCACCCAGGUGCAGCUCACUCUGCUGACCGCUAUAGUGAAGCUGUUCUUAAAGAAGCCCUCAGAAACGCAGGAGCUGGUUCAGCAGGUCCUAAGCCUGGCCACACAGGAUUCAGACAACCCAGACCUGCGAGAUCGUGGUUAUAUCUAUUGGCGCCUUCUCUCCACGGAUCCUGUGACUGCCAAAGAAGUGGUUUUAUCAGAAAAGCCACUGAUUUCUGAGGAGACUGACCUGAUUGAGCCAACACUGCUGGAUGAGCUCAUCUGCCACAUUGGGUCAUUGGCUUCUGUGUACCACAAACCACCCAAUGCCUUUGUGGAGGGCAGCCACGGGAUCCACCGCAAGCAUUUGCCAAUUCACCAUGGCAGCACUGACGCAGGAGACAGCGCUGUGGGAACCACUGCCACUACCAACUUGGAGCAGCCUCAGGUUAUCCCAUCUCAAGGUGACCUUCUGGGUGAUCUUCUGAACCUUGACCUGGGCCCCCCAGUGAAUGUACCCCAAGUGUCCUCCAUGCUGUGGUGCUGUGGACCUCCUUGGCGGAGGGUUAGACAGUUUGGUGUCUGGUGAGACUUGAGACCCCAAGCAUUCUGCUUCUGCCUUUUAUGUUCAACUUCACAGCUCAACAGGUAAUGGAAGUUAAAUGGCUCAUACUGGCCAGCCAAGUAAGGCAACGAUGCUGCAGAAGCCAGAUGGGUGUGAACUGCUUCCCUGGGCAUGCUGGCCUUGGGGAAAACCACCAGAUCCCUCCUGGCUGGGAGGAGAGCAUCUAA
Messenger RNA from Alligator mississippiensis (American alligator), 1472 nucleotides. RefSeq names its product AP-2 complex subunit beta-like. The transcript has 10 exons. The record is from RefSeq and is a predicted model, not a curated record. Gene Ontology annotation, cellular component: membrane coat. The coding region runs from base 1 to 1269 and encodes 422 amino acids. Lineage: Eukaryota; Metazoa; Chordata; Crocodylia; Alligatoridae. Gene Ontology annotation, molecular function: clathrin binding. Gene Ontology annotation, biological process: vesicle-mediated transport; intracellular protein transport.